Coniosporium apollinis CBS 100218 is the source of this 4275-nucleotide messenger RNA. RefSeq lists its product as uncharacterized. Gene Ontology annotation, molecular function: ATP binding; protein binding; ATP hydrolysis activity. The coding region runs from base 1 to 4275 and encodes 1424 amino acids. Gene Ontology annotation, biological process: mitotic chromosome condensation. The record is from RefSeq and is a predicted model, not a curated record. NCBI's taxonomy places the organism in Eukaryota, Fungi, Ascomycota, Dothideomycetes. The transcript has 3 exons. Gene Ontology annotation, cellular component: chromosome.
AUGGCUUCAGUAUCGCCGGCUCGUCCCUCACGCCGCGCCGCAACCCGCCGAGCCCGCGUCAUCGAUUCCUCCGAUGCAGAAGAGGACCAGUCCGCCCCGCAACAGAGUAUUGAAGAUGACAGCGAGGAAGAGUUCACACCAGCGCCUCAGCGUACAGCACGGCGGACGGCACGGCGAAAGACUACAGAUGCAUCAGAGGCACAAACCCCACGCACAACAACCCGUACCCGGCGCACACGAACCGGGGAGUCAGUCGAGCCAAGCCAGAUAUUUAGUCCCGCAGAGAGCAUGCCGCCUGAGCCCAUAUCACCGAUCAAGGCUCCAUCACCAAAGAAACGGCAGACGUUAAGGCAGAAGAGGAAGAGCAGGGUGAGCGUGUCUAUUGCGCCGGAUCUCACAGACGUUCCGGAACUACCUCCUCCGUUGCCUACGCCCCAGCCUUCUGCGAGCCCGGAGCCCAUAGUGGGGAGGCAUGAUACGCCCCUAGCAGACAUUACGGAGACGGCCGUCAACGAGCGGACGCCAGUUCCAUCGCCACGAAAAGAUGAAGCAAGACCUGCCAUGCCAGAAAAGCCCAUGGACAUCGUCGUCCGCACCCGAGCAACGACUACUCUACCACCUUCCUCGCAGGAACCAACAGCGCCUAGAUCACGAACAGUAAUAACGCACCUCGUCCUCACUAACUUCAAAUCCUACGCAGGCCGGCAAGAAGUCGGUCCCUUCCACGCUUCCUUCUCCUCCGUCGUUGGGCCUAACGGUUCCGGCAAAUCCAAUGUCAUCGACUCCCUCCUCUUCGUGUUCGGCUUCCGGGCGUCUAAGAUGAGGCAGGGCAAAAUCAGCGCCCUCAUCCACAACAGCGCCGCAUACCCCGACCUCGACCACUGCGAAGUCUCCGUCCACUUCCAAGAAGUCCGCGACCUGCCCAACGGCCAGCACGAAGUGGUCCUUGACUCCACUCUCGUCAUCUCGCGGCGCGCCUUCAAGAACAACGCCUCCAAAUACUACAUCAACAACUCCGAGUCCAACUUCACAGCCGUGACGACUCUACUGCGUGACCGCGGCGUGGACCUCGACCACAAGCGCUUCUUGAUCCUCCAGGGCGAGGUCGAGUCCAUCGCGCAGAUGAAGCCGAAGGCGGCCUCUGAGCACGACGACGGGCUGCUCGAGUACCUAGAAGACAUUAUCGGGACGUCGCGGUACAAGGCUGGGAUUGAGGAGAGCGCGGCGGCGACCGAGACGCUGAAUGAAGUCUGUCAGGAGAAGCAGGGGCGGGUGGCUCACGUGGAGAAGGAGCGGGACGCGCUAGAAGACAAGAAGGAGAAGGCGCUGGAGUUUGUGAGGGAUGAGAACGAACUAGCAAGCAAACGGGCGGCACUGUGGCAGGUCUUCGUGGUUGACUGCGAGGACAAUAUAGGGGUCAUGGAGGAGGCUGUAGGGCAGAUGCAAGGGCAGCUCGAGGAGGAGCUGCUGAAGCAUCAGGGCAAUGAGGAGGAGAUCAAGACGCUGGAGAAGCGUUAUAAGGCCGGUUCGAAGGAGUACGACCAACUGCAGAAGCAGACCGAGGCCGUGAUCAAGGAGGUCGCAAAACUGGAUAAGGAGACAGUCAAGUUCGAGGAGAAGAAGAAGUUUCUGUCCGGCAAGCAAAAGAACCUCGAAAAGUCGCUGCAGUCGAGCAAGUCCGCAAUAGCAGAGGCGGACACAAGUACGAAGCAAUGCACCGAUGACAUUGCUCGCAACACUGGCCAGAUCGAGGAGCUAGAGCACGAGAUGCAGCGGGAGGAAAAGGAGCUAGCGAAGAUUAGAGACAGCCUCAAAGGCAAGACGCAAGGUAUCAGUGAUCAGAUCGCCGCGAAGCAGAAGAGCUUAGAGCCGUGGAACGAGAAGAUCAACGAGAAGCAGUCUGCCAUCGCUGUUGCGCAGAGCGAGUUGGAGAUUCUUCGGGAGAAGGACAAUGCCGGCGCAAAGGCAAUCGAAGAGGUGCAAGCCAAGAUCGCCGCCUUCGAAGAAUCGAAAGAAAGCAAAGCCGCAGAACUCGAGGAGUGCAAGACCCAAAAGCGACAGGUCGAGAAGGACAUGCAGAGGGUGCAAGCUGAGAUCGAAGACCUAGCGAAGAAGGAGCCAGCAAUCCGCUCCAGAGUCUCAGGGGCGCGGCAGAAAGCAGACGAAGCUCGUGCCAGUCUCUCCGCGACCCAGACACAGGGCAACGUGCUCACAGGCCUUAUGCGACUAAAGGAGUCUGGUCGUAUCGAUGGCUUCCACGGCCGCCUCGGCAACCUUGGAGCUAUCGACCAGAAGUACGACGUUGCUAUAUCCACAGCUUGUCCAUCCCUGGACAAUCUAGUAGUCGACUCGGUCGAAGUCGGUCAGCAAUGCAUCGACUACCUCCGCAAGAACAAUCUCGGCCGAGCAAACUUCAUCCUCCUUGACCGACUCCCAAAGCGCGAUCUCUCCGCCAUCGAGACGCCCGAAAACGUCCCGCGCUUGUUCGACCUAGUAAAGUCGAAAAACGAAAGGUUCCUCCCAGCAUUCUACAGCGUCCUCCAGAACACUCUCGUGGCUAAGGACCUCGAGCAAGCCAACCGAAUCGCCUACGGAGCGAAACGAUGGCGCGUCGUCACGCUUGAUGGGCAGCUAAUCGACAAGUCCGGCACAAUGAGCGGUGGCGGCAUGCGCGUCGCAAAGGGCGGCAUGUCCAGCAAGCUCGCCGCCGACGUGUCAAAGGAUCAGGUGGCGAAGCUAGAGGUUGAUCGGGACCAGCUAGAGCAGACGUACGCGGAGCUCCAGCGACAGCAGCGAGACGCCGAUGCAGCUUUGCGAGCGCUAAAGGAUCAGAUUCCGCAACUUGAAACUAAAGCACAGAAGCUGGCGCUCGAGCUUGGGAGCUUUGACCGGAAUAUCGCGGAUGCUCAACGCCGGAUUCAGGAGCUCGGCGCUGAGCAGGGGAUGACGAAGUCGGACAAGAGCCGGAUUGGCGCCCUUGAGAAGAGCAUCACGGGCUUGGAGAGGGAGGUUGCUAAACUGCACGCCGAGACCGCAGGCGUCGAGGAAGAAAUCAAGGUUCUCCAGGACAAAAUCAUGGAGAUUGGCGGUGUCAAGCUGCGUGGUCAAAAAGCCAAAGUCGACGGUCUGAAAGAGCAGAUUGACACGCUCACCGAGGAGAUGUCGACAGCGGAAGUUGCGAAGGCCAAGGCCGAGAAGCAGAAGACGAAGCAUGAGAAAGCUUACGCUGAAGCCACCGCAGAGCUCGACGGCCUCGCUGUGGAACUUGAGAAGGCAGAUCAAGCCAUGAAGGACCAAAACAAGGACGCCUCGGGCUCGCGCCAACAAGCAGAAGAAGCCCAAGAAGCGCUCGAGGCGAAGAAGGAAGAGCUCCAAGCGCUGAAAUCCGAACUCGAUGUUAAAACAGCCGAGCUCAAUGAGACACGCGGCAUCGAAAUCGACAUGCGCAACCAGCUGGAAGAGAACCAAAAGACGCUCGCCGAAAACCAAAAGCGGCUGCGGCACUGGCAGGACAAGCUCAGCAAGCUGACCAUCCAGAACAUCAGCGACCUCGGCGAGGAGCAGGAAGCCGACGCUCUGCCGACCUACACCAAAGACGAGCUACAAGACAUGGACAAGAACGCUCUGAAAGCCGAGAUCGCAGCGCUGGAAGAGAAGACCCAAAACACCAACGUCGAGCUCGGCGUUCUCGCCGAAUACCGCCGCCGCGCCGAAGAGCACACAUCCCGCAGCGCCGACCUCGCCGCCGCCAUCGCCGAACGCGAUGCCGCGAAGAAGCGCUGCGACGACCUGCGGCGGCUGCGGCUGGAAGGGUUCAUGGAGGGCUUCAGCACCAUCUCGCUCCGUCUGAAAGAGAUGUACCAGAUGAUUACCAUGGGCGGCAACGCGGAGCUCGAGCUCGUGGACAGCCUGGAUCCGUUCUCCGAGGGGAUCUUGUUCAGCGUGAUGCCGCCGAAGAAGAGCUGGAAGAACAUUAGCAAUCUGAGUGGAGGCGAGAAGACCCUGAGUUCCCUCGCGCUGGUGUUUGCGCUGCAUCACUAUAAGCCGACGCCGUUGUACGUCAUGGAUGAGAUUGAUGCGGCGCUGGACUUUAGGAAUGUCUCUAUUGUUGCAAGUUACAUCAAGGAGAGGACGAAGAAUGCGCAAUUCAUCGUUAUAUCUCUACGGAACAACAUGUUUGAGCUCGCAUCGCGGUUGGUCGGAGUUUACAAGGUCAAUCACAUGACCAAGAGUGUCACCAUAGAGAAUCGGGAUUAUGUUGUUGGUCGGGCAUAG